GAACCCAGAGCAGGUUCAGUCAGAUUCGAGUCUGUGCGGAGAAAAUAUUUCUCUCCACAGUCCAUCUGUGAAAGCGCUUGUUACAACAAAAAAGUAUAUUUAUUUUUUAGUGAUCGUUAUAAAAAAAAUUAACAGAUGCGUAGAGCCACACACAACAGUCAGCCGCCCGAUAAACCAAAGGCUCCGAGGAUGGAGCCUUCGGGGCCGGGAGCACGAAGACAUCAAACAGAAGGACCUCCUGGAAGCGAUGCUGGGAAGCUUAAGGUAGAGCCAAAGUUGGUCCGCCGGUGCCCACCGAGAAAGAACCCCGAAAAGAAAACCCGGGAGGAGAGAACGAUCGAGAAGUUCCGAAACAUCGACUUCUUUGGCCAGCGCGACUCGAAUAAUUUACUGACCGUCCAGAAUCUCGAGUUUCCUGAUGUGAACAUCAAGCGUACAGAGCUGCACAAACGCGACGAGUGCGGCAAGAGCGUUAUCCGUGGUAAGGGGCGGGACUUUGCAAGCUCCAGCAAUUCCCACUUCAGAGAUGGGAUCGAGACGGUGAAAAUGCGUGGCACCUCUUAUUCCCAGAGCGUAGUCGAAAAGCUGCAACCUGAGAGCAGAAGGGCCACAGAUCUGUCACAUGAUGAGGUGGUUGGGGACCCAGAUUCGGACGAGCUAAUCGAUUCGAUGCACAAGCCCUCGUCGCGCCCGCCCAACUUCAAUGGGGAUGAGUGGAAACGCCCGUGUCCAGCCAGUUUCGUGGUUGGUGCUCCGCGGCCACGUAUUGGUCGCUGCCCAAAGAACUACGAACAGCUGGCCAAGGUGACGCCGGCGCGCCGGAAGUUCUUUCUCACCCAGGACCCGCGGAAGACCCAUUGCCUGGUCAAUCCUGUUGCAUUGCGCCACAAGCCCUUGACCAAGGAGGAAGAAUUCAAUCUGAUCAGCAAGUUGGUGAAGCACGGCGACAAUCUUUGUGCCAGCACUGGUUCGGAGACGUCCGACACCCACAUCUGCGAGGUGAUUGACUUGCAGAAUCCGCUGGGCCUCGAUUUCCAUGGCAUGGACUACAAGACGACCUAUGAGCAAGACGAGAUGGAACAGCAGAACGCACAGACUUUUUGGCGAGUUCAACGGUACAUGGCGCGGCGCAAAGCCAAGAAAAACACCAAGGUUAAUGUGGAGGCUGAGCUGAAAGAGGAGCGCCUGGCGGUGCCGCUUCGCUACAACACGAAAAUCAAGGACAUGCCAAUCCACGAGCCCAGUCCCCAGCGCUCGCCGCGACUUGUCCAUUUGUAUCGUAGCCCCGACAAGCCGGCCAACAAGGCUAAGAUCGAGGAAGAGGGCAGGCGUCGAGCUGCUCGCUACAAGGACAUUUACCUUCGGAAAAAGCAAAGGGAACUGGAGCAGAUGCAGGAACGCCAGAAACAGGAUGCAGCCAUCAAGGAGAUUGAGGGGCGAACUGUGGCCGAGGAGGACCUGCGUGCCGACGUGGCCGUCAUUGACGACGCCAUCGAACGCAGUUUUCGAAAGCACGUGGAACUGAAGCCAAUCAUCCGGAAGCGGAAGGUCUUUCCGAAGACCUUGACGGAGACAGAGCGCCUCAAAUCGAUCAUGCACCGCGAAGACUGUGUGAGGCGCGACAAGGCGCGUGUGACGCAGCAGUUCUUCCUGGAGCGGACGGGAAAAGUUAAGAACCUGCCGGACGCGGAGCAGAAGCUGCGCUGUGAUGAGAGCAUAGAGGGCAGCGUCGGCUCCACGCCCAGCGAGCAGAGCAGCGACGACGAGGACUAUCUCCAGGUGGGAAAAAUUGGGGACAAGUUUCAGCUUCGCGGCUUCCACUUCAAGCACGGGGAUGGCCUUCGAGGCAAGCUGCACCGGCACCAGAUUAUGCAAGGCCAGCGAACGGUCAAGGGGUGCCUCACGCGCGAAGAGUGGCUCAACCAGCUCGUGCCCCACAAGGAGCCCAUCAAAUUGGACGUAGAGCGCGGCAUCAUCAAAGUGCUGGACCCCGACGACCCCAAUCUGGAUCUGUUCCCGCCUGAGCCACUGCUAAUGAAGAGACGCGAGCGAAAGAGUGCUGUCCGGGAGUUUGUUGACGAACGCCUGGGUCUCCACUACCACCGCCGGCUGAGAAAGAACCUUAAGCUUGUGAAGCCGAAGCCCGCCUAUAACGUCAAGAAGUUCAAUCUCAUUCGCUACGUCUUUCCGGAGAAGGUACUCGUACCAGAUGGGCGGGGGCCGGUGGAGGAGAUGGAGGAAAUUGAGGAGCUCGAUGCCACUAAAGUGAACACGACCUUGGAGUAUCUCAAUCUCAAACAGAAGCUCGCUAAGUCCAAGCGCCAAAAGAAGAAACUAGGCCGCAUGAAACUGCUCGGUCUUCCCUGCAUUGAGAAGAAGCAGUUGCGAACGGCAGACCCGUGCCUGGAGGUGGAGGAGGAGCUUGACGUGGACUGGGUCCCGACCCCAGAACCUCCCUACGAUGAAGAGGAAGCUAUGCACCGUUUGGAGGGUGGCUGUGACCGGUCAUCGAGCCAGCUGCGUGGAUUCACUCGAUGGAUGAAUCGACGACAGAGUCGCAGCUACAGGAACUCUGAUUAUCGGGCCACUUCUGGACAGGAAAAUUUCGAGGUAACCCAGCCGCCUCGAUGGCGUGGAAAUAUGCCCGCACCCAAGGAGAGGGAGAAGACGCUAACGAUUCACCCCAGGCGCAAGCGCGAUUACGCCAACGAGCGUAUUCCGUCGGCCAUUUUCAACGAAGUGCUGCAGAACUCGCCACUGCCCCUGCUGGAACAACCGGAGCCGGACAAAAUCCGCUUUGCCAACGUGCGGACAAAAAAGCGACCUUACUCGGAAAUAUUCGAAGCACGGCACCACCACGACCACUGGGCGCCCACCCAGGUUAAAAACGUCCAUGUCCAAUACCAGCCAAAGACUGUGUACCCGGAGAUCACCAAUGUGGCAAAGAAGGUCAAGGAGCCGGUGUUGAAGUUCGAGAGGGCCGAUCCGCCUUGCAGCAAGUACGUGGACCGGGACCUUACCAUGCCCAGCUACGACUUUGACAAAAUGAUAGCCGAGCAUCUGGCCGCCACCCGGACGGACAACAAGGAAGCCGCAGGGGAGAUUGUUCCGGAUCUUUGCCGGCCCUAUGAUUUCGUGUUUCACUCUCGCGACCCCGAGGAACUGGCCAAGCUGGACUUUCCGGGUCGGAAGCAGUACCUGGAACUGUUGCGAGAGACCCGCGAGGCCAUCUACGAGACCAAGGACAUAGAACCGGGGGAGGAGCGCCUUCUGGUGGAUCGCCGCGCUGUGGUGCAAGACCUCGAAGAGGAUCUGAAGAGCAUCGAGAACUGCUUGAGCUCUUUGACCAGCUCGGACUGCACGGAUCUGUCAAACGAUAGUGGCAGCUAUAUGGUAAUCGAGGGCAAGACUAAGCUGCCCCUGGACUACAUAAGAAAGCCUUUGGUGCCGUUUGAGGAAAUGCGACGGGCCCGCUUCCAUGCUGCGGUGAUCGACGUAUCGGCCGAGGACGAAGAUCCCUACCGCAUGCUGCCCUUUUCGGGCCAGCACAAGGAGCAGGCCGACAUGCUGGGACCCAAGGACACUUUUUUCACCUUCAGUACGCGGUUACGAAACAGUCUGCGUCUGCGCCUCGAGGUGGCCGUGCCCGACGUGCGUAAGACGCUGUUGGGUCCGGGCAACCGCAAGUAUUAUGGGGCUGUGAUCACUGACCUCGAUGAAAACUACAUUGAGGAGCUGAAGAGCCGCGCCACCAUCAAGUCGUUCAAGUUCAAAACCAGCAUUCAGCUGCUCAAGGACGCCAUGCGCCUGAAGUAUGAGUCCCUGCUUAUCCAGGGACAGAUGGUGCGCACCAAAAUCUACGACCGCAUGAACGAGCGUCACUGGGUCAACAUGAAGAACACAAAGAACCUGUAUGAGGCGCUGUUCGCCAAGUGGAAGAAGAAGGAGUACAACGCCGCCAUGACGAUGGUGUAUCAGGUGAAGUCCUACUACGAAACCACCGACAAGCUGAAGCAGGAGUACCGGGAGCUGGAGCGGGAGCUGAUGAUGCUCAACAUGGACAUAGUGUUUAUUGAGGGUCACUGGAUCCGUUGCAUCAUGCUCCAGAACUUCCAUUACCUAAUGGGAGACCAGGACUGGCGUGCUGAACACGACUGGAUACACCUUGUUCCGAAGUCGAAGCGCACCAAUAGCUCGGAGGCCGAGGCAUCCGAGGAGCAGGAGCCCGAGGGGCAUGAGGACGGUGCCGAGGAAGAGCUGGAGCUGGAGCCUUACGAUGUCUCCAUUGCCAAGCGCGCCAUCGUCAACAUUCGCGUGCGCGACAAGGACGAUGCUUGGGCCAUCCGCGCCUUUUAUUACGAUGUGUACAUGCAGAAGGUUCAUCCAAUUCUGCAGGUGUUCCCGGAUGCAGAGUCCUUCCUGCAGGGUGUGGAGAACCUAAAGAACAAAACUUUCAUGCUGCUGUUGGAGAUGCACUUUACCCUCUCCAUCCACACCGAGCUUCAAGGACGCCUGGAAACUUUCAACGAUUGGUGCUCCAAACACCUCAAGGAAAAACAGGAAUACGUGGCCCGCAAGUCGGCGAAGAAGUUCUUUAUGGAGGACCGCGCCUGGGAAAUGGAGCAGAAAGUGCAUCAGUAUCUCGGGGAGCCCAUCAGAGAGACCAUCGCAGACGAGGACUUCAACAAGCACCGUGCAGUGCUUGCCGAAGUCUGGCGCCGAGUGGUCCCAGACUCCGUGCGCGGAACCAGUGACGUGCUUCCCAGUACCGCCGAUAUGGUGGCCGCCAUCAGCGAUGUGGUCAUGGAGAUACUGUCCAAAUUUGAGCACAUGGAUAUUGAAAAGGUCCGCGCUGUGGAAGCGACCCUGCGAAAACGUCGGCGCUACCGGGAGAAGCUCUCGUUCCAAGCUUAUCAAGUGGAGCGACGCAUCGACAUGGAGAUGAAAAAGGUACGCCGCAACUUAGAACCGCCCUACAAGAAGCCGAAGCGCGAGGGUCGCCUGCCCAGGCUAUUUCUCAAGAAACGGGUUGUUCCGGAGGAGAAGGAGGUUUUUGUUAUAUCCGAGCAUACGAAGAACUUCGUUCGCGCUUUCAGGGAGGAUGGCUACACCGGGGACCAAGUGACCCACACAUCCCUGCUGACAGUGGACAACAUGCAGGAGCAAAUAGUGCCCUUCUACUUCGACCAUUUCCUCAAGAUUAACGGCUACACUCCGAACUACAACUUUAGGACGAACGUGGACUUGCGAGACGGGCCCGAGUUCAGCCGCCUGAAAAUCCGCGAGGUUCUACCCGAUGUAUUGGCUAGGCUGGAACACUGGGAGAAUAUGCACAAGAAGGUCAUGGAGGAGAAUAUUCAGCGUAAUCCGAAGAUGUACGAGAAUGUCAUCUAAUCCGAGUUUCCAACACAGCAAACUUAACAUGAAUUCGAUCGUUAAACUCCAGCUUGCCCCAAAUUCAACGUGCUCUUAUUGGAAUCUUCGAGCAUAAGGACAUUUUUCCAAAAAUUUCGUUUAUAAAUUUUAAGGGUGUUGCUAUUAAAAACUCGCACUUUGAGAAAAUAUGUGAGCUUCAAAUUUCAAAUGAGCUCUGUACUUUCUCUUUCCCAUAGUCAUUACAAUUACGGCAAAUGAAACAAAAUAAAAUU
This is a messenger RNA of Drosophila bipectinata, 5648 nucleotides long. RefSeq lists its product as uncharacterized. The record is from RefSeq and is a predicted model, not a curated record. NCBI's taxonomy places the organism in Eukaryota, Metazoa, Arthropoda, Insecta, Diptera, Drosophilidae.